GGCAUGGCUCGCUAUGUGGAUCCACUUGUGGUGGGGAGAGUGAUAGGAGAUGUGGUGGACCUCUUCGUGCCCACCGUAAGUAUGACAGUGAGGUUUGGAUCGAAGCAUGUGAGCAACGGCUGUGACAUCAAGCCAUCCAUGGCCGCUAACCCGCCGACGGUCCAAAUCGCAGGCCAGCAGUCUGAUCUCUACACUUUGGUGAUGACUGACCCUGAUGCGCCGAGCCCUAGUGAUCCCACGAUGAGGGAGUGGCUCCACUGGAUGAUGGUUAAUAUGCCGGGUGGAACAUUUCCUUCUCAAGGGGAGGAGGUGGUGCCGUACAUGGGACCCCGGCUGCCGUUAGGGAUCCACAGGUACGUGAUGGUGCUGUUCCGGCAGAAGUCUCGGUUUCCGGGGGUGACGCCGCCUGCGACGCGCCUCAACUUCAACACGCGGUCAUUUGCUGCGCAUCACGACCUCGGCCUCCCCGUCGCCACCGUCUACUUCAACUCGCAGAAGGAGCCGGCGACCCGGCGCCGCUGAGUAGGGAGCGGCACAAUCCAUGGCAUCCACACUUCGAUAAACUCAUACAUGUUUCGAGCUUGGUCGUGUUCCUUUUUAUCUUUCUGUAUCGCUCUCAGGUUUUCCUUGUCUUCUUCUCCUCCUUUUAGUUUGGCGAGUUUGAUGGGCGGGUAGUCGUAGGUACUUUUGUUCGAAAUAGAGAGAUGUGGUGGUGAUUAAGUUUCUCAUAAUGUUGCU
Messenger RNA from Musa acuminata subsp. malaccensis (wild Malaysian banana), 738 nucleotides. Its product is annotated as protein MOTHER of FT and TFL1 homolog 1. The record is from RefSeq and is a predicted model, not a curated record. NCBI's taxonomy places the organism in Eukaryota, Viridiplantae, Streptophyta, Magnoliopsida, Zingiberales, Musaceae.